Thermothelomyces thermophilus ATCC 42464 is the source of this 1612-nucleotide messenger RNA. RefSeq lists its product as uncharacterized. The coding region runs from base 66 to 1433 and encodes 455 amino acids. The transcript is spliced from 3 exons. The record is from RefSeq and is a predicted model, not a curated record. NCBI's taxonomy places the organism in Eukaryota, Fungi, Ascomycota, Sordariomycetes, Sordariales, Chaetomiaceae.
CUUAUUAAUUAUUAGAAGCCUGCUCAACCUUCAGUUUUCGGCAUCACUCAAUGGCCGGGGCUUGAAUGCAGUCACUUACAGGGCGAUUUCGCGGGUGCCUCCGCACCGGCUGUGUCCCAUUUUCCAGUCCACCUCGCCAGCAGUUUCUUCGACCCGGCUCUCCCUUUUGGCUCGCCGCUCGGAGGCAGAACAGCGGUCAAGCGACCCAGAACAGGGCCGAUGCCAUCGUUGUCGGCGCCGGGCCCGCCGGCAUCGCCGCCGUUGGCAAUCUGGUCGACAAAUAUCCGAGAGGCAAUGUAGUGUGGGUAGACAAGUCGUUUGACGGCGGCAGCAUCGGCCAGCUCUACCGGGAAGUGCCCAGCUUCUCUCCGGCCGGCAACUUUCUUGAAUAUGCGACCGCCCUUCCAAUAUUCCGGGGUAUCGCUGACGCGGUCCCGCGACCCAACGCCGUCACACGACUGCAGGCCCUCGACCCCAACAUGACCUGCUCGCUCAGUCACGCCGCCGACAUGCUCCAGCUUCUCUCGGACGGCCUCAUCCGGCAUCCCAGCGUCAAGCCGGUCCUUGGCACCGUCACAGAAGCAGGCCGCAACUCAUCAACCCGACAGUGGAGAGUAGCCGUCCAGCCCAACCACGACAUAGGCCACGUCCCCCACCAGGAGGAGUACCACGCGCCCCUGGUGGUCCUGUGCACCGGCACGUUCCCGCGCGCGACCCCCCUCCCCGCGCCCGUCUCCCGCCUGGGCCUGGAGACGUGCCUGUCCCCGACCCGGCUGGCCAGGCUGCUGCCGCGCGACCGGGACCGUACCGUCGCCGUCCUCGGCCACGGCUACGCCGCCGCCGUCGCGCUGAAAAACCUCUUCGGCCUCGCCACCUCCUCCCACCCCCGGCUGCGCGUCCGCUGGUUCGCUCCGGGGCCGGAACCGUGGUCUGACGGUGCGCUGCUGCCGCCGAGCGGCGAGGUGGCCGAGUUCGCACGCGCCGUACUGGGCGGCGGCGGCGGCGGCGGCGAUGGGCGGCGGGAAUCGGAGGCCGGGAGGUUCAUCGAACGGGUCGUUCUUCCUGCCUCGCAGGAGCGGGCCGAGGCGGUGCUGAGGGAGGGCCUGCUGCGGGCCGGCGGGGUGGACUACGUGGUCGAGUGUUCGGGCUUCCGAAGGGCGCGUCUGCCCGAGCUGAGGCCCGGGGUGGCCCAGUGGACGAAGUUGGCCUUUGAUCCCGAGACCGGGUUGUUCGGGCCCUACCGGGAGCGGUCCGACAAGGUCAUAGGGCUGUUUGGAGCCGGGAGUGCGUUCCCCGGAUGGGGAAGCGCAGCGGCGAGCAGGGAGCGGGAGACGGCCGGGGUGUUGGAAUCCCUCCAGUACGUGAAGAGAAUGCUGCCGGCUUGGGUCGAUGCGACGAAGAGGGGUUACUGGUGGAGGAGGGGAAAGCUAUGAAAGCUCCGAAGGGGCCGGCGCAGUAAUUACUGUAUCCGAUGUAUGUGCUAAUACUGGUCAUCAUAGAAGGCACGUAAUAAGAUGUGAGUAUAUUGUAUUAUUGUACGCUGCCAAUUUCUGGAUGUUCGAUCCUGUACGUCGGCCAAUGACCUUCAUUUGUCAAACGGUAUUUAUCUUUG